Rhinichthys klamathensis goyatoka is the source of this 1348-nucleotide messenger RNA. RefSeq names its product ras-related C3 botulinum toxin substrate 1-like. Lineage: Eukaryota; Metazoa; Chordata; Actinopteri; Cypriniformes; Leuciscidae. The transcript has 6 exons. Gene Ontology annotation, molecular function: protein kinase binding; GTP binding; GTPase activity. Gene Ontology annotation, cellular component: plasma membrane; cell cortex; cytoskeleton. The record is from RefSeq and is a predicted model, not a curated record. The coding region runs from base 184 to 762 and encodes 192 amino acids. Gene Ontology annotation, biological process: regulation of cell shape; actin filament organization; small GTPase-mediated signal transduction.
UGGUGGCUUCAAACUUUCCUACUGGACUUCAUUCCUGUGUGUGGGAAUGAGAGGAGGAAGAAAACUUAAUCUACAAAAGCGUCUUAAUCCCCAGUCGCAAUAAGUGUUGUUUGAACGGCGUCGUUUAUUUGACCGAUCGUGUGUAAUUUCGCGCGGAGGGAGAGUAAAUAUCGAGUUGAAGUCAUGCAGGCCAUCAAGUGUGUGGUCGUCGGGGACGGAGCUGUGGGUAAAACAUGUCUGCUGAUCAGCUACACCACCAAUGCCUUUCCUGGAGAAUACAUCCCCACAAUAUUUGAUCAUUAUUCUGCGAAUAUGAUGGUGGACGGGAAGCCAGUGAAUCUGGGUCUGUGGGAUACAGCAGGACAGGAGGAUUACGACAGGCUCCGCCCCCUGUCCUACCCUCAAACGGACGUGUUUCUCAUCUUCUUCUCGCUUGUGAGUCCUGCCUCUUUCGAGAACGUCCGUGCAAAGUGGUAUCCAGAAGUGAGACACCACUGUCCAGCCACUCCGAUCAUCCUGGUGGGAACCAAGCUUGAUCUGAGAGACGAUAAGGACACCAUCGAGAAGCUGAAGGAGAAGAAACUCACGCCCAUCACGUAUCCUCAGGGCCUGGCCAUGGCCAAAGAGAUCGGGGCGGUGAAGUACCUGGAGUGCUCGGCGCUCACACAGCGCGGGCUGAAGACGGUGUUCGACGAGGCCAUCCGGGCCGUGCUGUGCCCCCCGCCGGUCAAGAAGAGGGGCAGAAAAUGCUCACUUCUCUAGAGACUGAUGCCACCCAAACUGUGUUUCUGAAGGAGAAACGAGACCCGACUUUCAUCUCUCAACUUUUCCUCCAUCGUAAUCACCAGUACAACUUUACUCACUUCACAAAACAUUUAGUAAAACAUUGAUCCCCGUCUCCCUUAGACAAACACGUGCUAUUGGACGAGCUGUGGCCUUUGACUAACGGAUAUUAACUCUUUUUUUAAAGACGGUUAACAGUGUCCUGAAGUUGGUUCCUUCCAUUGAGAACCCAUAAUGUUUGUUUACAGUCUUUGUUUGAGAGAGAAAUGAAGAUCUUGCCAAAUAGCACUACAUUAGCAUACACCACAUUUCUUGCUUUUUAACCCCUAAAGGGCUGCAACCAUUUGGCUAACCAUUGGCUACUGUGAAGCCAGGGAUAUUGAAUGAAAGAGUUAUUUGUGAAUCGUGAGGAUCAGUAAAUGGAGGAUGAGGCGUCCGGACAGAUUUUUAUAUAUCUUCAUUAUGGGGUUAUGUGCACACUAUUUGCCAUUUGUUUUGGGGGUAUUUAAUGUAAUUUAAGGCACGAAAACACGACGCAUCACGUCACUUCCGAAUUUUAGAAAUA